GUCUCUAGAAUAUACCAUCUAUGACCAUGAGUUAAAGGAUGCUAGGAAGAAGUUAGAGGAACUUGAUACUAGGAGAGAGACUAGUAGUUCAGUCACAGAGAAGCUUAGAGAAAGUGCACAGCAAGCUGCAGACCAAAUAAAGAAACUCAGUAAAGAUUUCAGAGAUAUAAAAAGUAAACUUCAGUCCUAUAGAGAAGAAAAAGAAGCUCUAUCUCAAGAGCAGUCAUCAUUAUUUAAAGAGAAAACUCGUUUAGAAUUAACUAUUAAAGAUCUGCGUGAUGAAGUGGAAGGUGAUGAUAGUUCACGGAAAAGAGCUGAACGGGAAUUAGAGAGAUUAAAAGAAACCAUUGCUGUGAAAUUGUCACAGCUGGAAGAUAUUCGUCCUCGAUAUGAAGCACAAAAAAAGAGGGAAGAGGAAUGCACUAGAGAAUUAAGUUUAAAAGAACAAAAGCGUACAGAGUUAUACGCUAAACAAGGGAGAGGUAGCCAAUUUACAUCAAAAGCUGAAAGAGAUAAGUGGAUCCAAAAGGAGUUGAAGUCUCUACAAAAAGCCAUUCGAGAUAAAAGAGAACAGAUAGAGCGUUUGCAAGAAGAUUUCACAAAAGAUACUGAAAAGAAAAAGAAUUUGGAAGCAAAAAUAGAGGAGCGAACCAAAGAAUUAGAAAAUCACCGCGAAAGCAUUGAUAACCAAAAUAAAAGCUUUUAUGAAAUGAAGAAAAAGAAGGAUGCUCUUCAAAGUGAACGAAAUGAGUUAUGGAGGCAAGAAAAUGCAAUGCAACAAAAUCUUGCCAUGCUGAAGGAAGAGCUGUCAAAAAAAGAUCAAGGCUUGAGGUCUAUGACAGGAAAAGCUACUUUAAAUGGUCGAGAUAGUGUAAAGAAAGUAUUGCAAACGUUUCGUGAUAAAGGUGGAAGCUAUGAGCAGAUUGCCAAUUCAUAUUACGGAAUGCUGAUUGAGAAUUUCGAUUGUGAUAAGACUAUUUACACUGCUGUUGAAGUCACAUCAGGCAAUAAAUUAUUUUAUCACAUAGUUGAGAGUGAUAAAAUUGGUACCAAAAUCUUACAAGAAAUGAAUCGCCAGCAGUUACCGGGUGAAGUUACAUUCAUGCCUCUGAACAGACUUAUGUAUAAGGAUGUGCAAUAUCCAAAUACAAAUGAUGCUAUUCCCAUGAUAAGUAAAUUAAACUAUGAAGCUAAACAUGAACGAGCUAUGAAAUAUAUCUUUGGAAAGACCUUAAUAUGUAGAAAUCUGGAAGUUGCUACACAGAUUGCUCGAACAUCUAAUUUGGAUUGCAUCACUUUGGAGGGAGACCAAGUAUCUCAUAAGGGUGCUUUAACUGGUGGUUAUUUUGAUACACGGAAAUCAAGACUAGAUUUGCAUAAAGCUCACAUGCAGCUUGUUACAGAAAUUAAUGAACAAGAAAGGCAACUUGCACAACACAGGAAGACUCUUACAAAUAUUGAAGGACAGAUUAACCAAAUUGUUAGUGACAUGCAGAAAGCUGAGACAAAGAAUAGCAAAAACAAGGAUGUUUUUGAUAAGUUAAAAGCUGACAUACGAUUGAUGAAAGAAGAAGUUGCAGCUCUAGAAAGAUCCCAUCAGCCAAAGGAAAGGAGUUUGGCAAGCCUUGAUUCUAGUCUGAAAUCCAUGCAGUCUACUGAACAGUCCUUAAGAAGUGAAUUACAACAAGAUUUGCUGAAUCAGUUGUCUGUUACAGAUCAGCAAGAAGUGGAUCGUCUUAAUGAUGAUAUUCGAAAACUUACCCAAGAAAAUAAAGAGGCUUUCAGUGAAAGAAUGAGGUUGGAGGCUGAAAAGAACAAGCUUGAAAAUCUGUUGAAUAAUAACCUUUAUAGAAGAAAGGAAGAAUUAGAAGCUGCACUUCAAGAAAUUUCUGUUGAAGAUAGGAGGAGAAAAUUAGAGAACAGUAAUGCUGAAUUAGCAGCUAUCAAUAACAGGAUAAAUGAUGUGAAUAAAAAUGUUAAAGAGCUUGAACAGAAAUUUGAGAAAUUAAAUUCUGAGCAGAAAACUAUUCAAAAAGACUUAGAGCAUUGGAAAGCACAAGAACGAGAUUAUCAAGAAAGGAUAAAUGAGGAUGCAAAAGAUUUGGAAAAAAUGACUAGUAAACAGUCUUUGCUUCUUAAAAAGAAAGAAGAAUUUACACGUAAAAUAAGAGAACUUGGCUCCUUACCAUCAGAUGCCUUUGAAAAAUAUCAAAAUCUCUCAUACAAACAGUUGUACAAGAAACUUGAACAGUGCAAUCAUGAGCUAAAGAAGUAUAGCCAUGUUAACAAGAAAGCUUUAGAUCAGUUUAUAAGUUUCUCUGAGCAGAAGGAGAAACUUGUAAAUCGUAAAGGAGAAUUAGAUAGGGGCUAUGAUUCCAUUAUGGAGCUCAUGAAUGCCUUAGAGUUACGGAAGUAUGAAGCUAUACAGUUUACAUUUAAGCAAGUAUCUAAAUAUUUUAGUGAAGUUUUUAAGAAGUUAGUUCCACAGGGUCAUGCUACGUUAGUAAUGAAGACAGAAAAUGAUGAAACUGGCUCUACAGGUGCUAAAGCUCAGUCUGUCGAACAGUUUAUAGGUGUAGGAAUCAGAGUUUCUUUCACGGGCAAAGCUGGUGAAAUGAAAGAAAUGCAGCAACUAUCUGGAGGUCAGAAAUCACUGGUUGCUCUUGCUUUAAUAUUUGCAAUUCAGAAAUGUGAUCCUGCUCCAUUUUAUCUCUUUGAUGAAAUAGAUCAAGCUCUUGAUUCACAGCAUCGAAAAGCUGUUUCAGGUAAAAUAUUGCAAGCACAUUAUGUCGAACAAAUAAUGUCACAGACAAGAGUGUAUGAAUGGUGUGAAAAGUUUUGGGAAGGACCAGGAGCUGGUAACAAAUGA
Molecule: messenger RNA, 2869 nt
Organism: Stegodyphus dumicola
Lineage: Eukaryota; Metazoa; Arthropoda; Arachnida; Araneae; Eresidae
Gene: SMC3
Product: structural maintenance of chromosomes 3
Biological process (GO): chromosome organization
Cellular component (GO): chromosome
Molecular function (GO): ATP hydrolysis activity; ATP binding; protein binding
Source: RefSeq, a predicted model, not a curated record